AUGCUCCAGCCGGGACACGCGCGCCCACCGCCAGCGCCCCAGCCCGCUCAGCAUCCCGGCUUCCGCAGGCAGGUAGAGCCGCCGGGCCAGCUCCUACGCCUCUUCUACUGUACCGUCCUGGUCUGCUCCAGAGAGAUCGCCGCGCUCACCGACUUCUCCGGCUACCUAACUAAACUGCUGCAGAACCACACAGCCUAUGCAUGUGACGGGGACCACUUGAACCUGCAGUGCCCUCGGCAUUCCACCAUCAGUGUCCAAUCGGCAUUUUAUGGGCAAGAUUUCCAGAUGUGUGGGUCCCAGCAGAAGGAAGAGCACUUAGCCUGUGUGGCACCCACAACCUUGCAGAAGGUGCUGGAUGAGUGCCAGAACCAGCGGGCCUGCCACCUCCUGGUCAAUAGCCGUGUCUUUGGACCUGACCUUUGUCCAGGAAGCAAUAAAUACCUGCUGGUCUCCUUUAAAUGCCAACCUAAUGAAUUAAAAAACAAAACAGUGUGUGAAGACCAGGAGCUGAAGCUUCAUUGUCAUGAGUCCAAGUUUCUCAACAUCUACUCCGCAACCUACGGCAGGAGGACCCAGGAGAGGGAUGUCUGCGCCUCACAGGCUGGGUGGCUCCCCCCGUUUGACUGCUUGUCUUACUCAGCUUUACACGUAUUAUCCAGAAGGUGCUACGGGAAGCAGAGAUGCAAAAUCCUGGUCAACAACCACCAUUUCGGAAGCCCCUGUCUGCCAGGAGUGAAAAAAUACCUCACUGUUACCUACGCUUGUGUUCCGAAGAACAUCCUCACAGCGAUUGAUCCCGCAAUUGCUAACCUCAAACCCUCUCCAAAGCAGAGAGAUGGUGAGUGUGGGGGUGUCAGCUUCAACCCGAGUGAGUCGAAGAUUCUAAGGAAGGAUGGGGUGAUUGUCAGCAACUCUCUGGCAGCGUUUGCUUACAUCCGGGCCCACCCCGAGAGAGCUGCCCUGCUGUUUGUGUCCAGCGUCUGCAUUGGCCUGGUGCUCACUUUGUGCGCCUUGGUCAUCAGGGUGUCCUGUGCCAAGGACUUCCGGGAGCUGCAGCUGGGGAAGGAGCCCCUGGUAGCAGGCAGUGACCAGGUCGGGGAUGACAGCGAGCAGGGCCAGGAGGAGGAGCACUCUUCCGACACGGAUUUUCCAGGGGAGCUGUCAGCCUUCCGGAGGACUUCCUACCCUGUCUACAGCUCCCUGGAGGCGGCGGAGCUGGCUGAGAGGAUCGAGCGGCGGGAGCAGAUCAUCCAGGAGAUAUGGAUGAACAGCGGUCUGGACACCUCACUGCCCAGACACGUGGGCCAGUUCUACUGAGAGCCAGCCGCGUCAGUGCAAGGCCGUCAC
Ochotona curzoniae (black-lipped pika) is the source of this 1347-nucleotide messenger RNA. It is a transcript of the gene EVA1C, whose product is annotated as eva-1 homolog C. The record is from RefSeq and is a predicted model, not a curated record. The coding region runs from base 1 to 1317 and encodes 438 amino acids. The transcript is spliced from 8 exons. Gene Ontology annotation, molecular function: carbohydrate binding; heparin binding. NCBI's taxonomy places the organism in Eukaryota, Metazoa, Chordata, Mammalia, Lagomorpha, Ochotonidae. Gene Ontology annotation, cellular component: extracellular region.